Molecule: messenger RNA, 1761 nt
Organism: Nannizzia gypsea CBS 118893
Lineage: Eukaryota; Fungi; Ascomycota; Eurotiomycetes; Onygenales; Arthrodermataceae
Product: acetamidase
Exons: 4
Coding region: 1-1761 (586 amino acids)
Source: RefSeq, a predicted model, not a curated record
AUGCUUCCUCCGUUUGACUACUUUCAGUACCGUAGCGCUCGCAACUUCAAGCGCAACCAAAGAUCGCAACGCUUUGCUUCUCUGCCCUCUGUCUAUCAUGCUCCAUUCUCUGCAUUUGACCAGUCGGUGAUCGACAAGCCAAUCGAAGAGCUCGUCCAAGACGUCCACAAAGGCGCCCUCGCCCCCAUCGAUGUACUACAUACAUAUGGCAAGAUCGCCAUUAAGGCACAGGAGCGAUGCAAUUGCAUAACAGAAUUGCUGAUUCCAGAGUCCGAGGAAUGGGCAAAGUCCGGAAUCAACCUUCAGGGGCCAUUGGCUGGUAUUCCCGUCUCGUUGAAGGACUCCAUCCAGGUUGGUGGCUUUGACACCUCCGUGGGCUAUACGAGGUACACCCGUCAGCCAGCUGCAAAGGAUGGUGCCCUAGUUAGGCUAUUGAAAGACGCAGGUGCUGUUCCGUAUGCAAAGACCGCCCUUCCAAUCACACUACUCUCGUUCGAAUCUACCAAUGAUCUCUGGGGAGUCUGCCGUAACCCCCACGGGACUGCCUUUACUCCUGGUGGCUCCUCUGGUGGUGAGGCUUCUCUAUUGGCUAUGGGAGGCCGUAUUGGUGUUGGCUCUGAUGUUGCUGGUUCCGUCCGUCUUCCUGCAGCAUGGAGUGGUUGCUAUUCUCUCCGCUGCAGCACUGGUCGAUGGCCAAAGGCUGGUGUCAGCACCAGUAUGGCCGGACAGGAGGGCGUCCCCAGUGUCUUCAGCCCUAUGGCAAGAACACUCAAUGAUUUGACCUACUUUGCCCGCUCCAUUAUUGGAAUGGAGCCAUGGAAGUACGACACCACAGUUCACCCCAUCGUCUGGAGGAGUGAGGUAGAAAAUGAGGCCAAGACAAAGAAGCUCCGAAUUGGUGUUAUGAGAUCCGAUGGCGUUGUACCACCAACUCCCGCAGUUGCCCGUGGAAUCAACACCACUGUUGCUGCUUUGACUGCAGCCGGACACACGAUCGUCGAGGUCAAGGAGCCAGCGACUGCCACUUCCCUAAUGGGGCUUAAUCUCGCUUCCCUUCUGCUAAAUGCUGAUGGCUGUGAAACUUUCAAUUCUCACCUGCAAACUGGUGAAGCUUCUGACCCAGGCGCUGUCCACCUAACCAAUUUCUCUUGGUUCUCCUGGCCAUUCCGAUAUGCCUACUACCUCUUCGUACGCUAUAUCAAGCGUGACCCUACAUGGGCCUACCUUCUCCGUGACUUUGGCCUCAAGACUGCUACUCAACAAUGGAAGCUUGUUGCUCAGCGUGAAACCUUCCGUGCUACAUGGCACGAGUGGUGGAACGCUAAGGAGCAAGACUUUGACUUCAUUCUUUGCCCUGUCAAUGCCACCCCUGCGCUUCCUCAUGGCGCUAUGACCGAUGCCAUCAGUGCCUGUGGUUAUACUUUCUUCUGGAACAUGCUUGAUUACUCUGCCGGUGUCGUUCCAGUCGGACACGUCGAUGCUAAGAAGGAUGCCCUUAUUGGCCCCGACGGCAAGAAGGGCAAGAAUGUGUACAAGCGCGUGUUGAAGAACUUGGGCGUUGACAGUGCUGUCUCCCGCGGUGCUUGGAAGUACUACGAUGCUGAUGCUAUGCACGGUCUCCCCAUUGCGGUCCAGGUUGUUGGACGAAGAUGGCACGAGGAGAAGGUUAUCGGCUGUAUGCAUGCCGUUGAGCAAGCUUUGGAAGAAUACAAGGGCCCUGGUGGUGAGGGCGGAAAGUACCAGCUCUUGGAGGUUGACUAA